AUGGCAGCUGCAGCAGUCCAGACUUACACUCCCGCGUCAUACGACCACCGCGCCGUCGAUGCCAUGACGGACGUCGACGUGGCCGCGCUGCGACUCCAGGAACUCAAUGGCCUUGAUCACAUGAAGUCCUGCAUCAGAGAUGUCUUCAUGAAGCACGGCGUCGACAAGGUAUUCGGUGUUGGUCUCCUCCACCGCCACUAUGACGUUGCCCCCAACGAGAAGAUCAUCGAGCUCGGCCCAGUCUCCUCACCCUGGGUUGUAGGUGACGACGAAGUCAUCACUGGCGGCGCAGUCCUCCCUCACACCUGGCGCGUCUUCGAUGGAGAGCUUAAGCCCACAGAGUUCAAGUUCGUGCCACAGCGUGAGCUCUCCAACGUCGAUCGACCAGUCUUCCCAGCUGCUUUUGUUAAGGAGCUCAUCGGCGUGCUGCAAGAGACAGGCCUCGAUGAAGUUCUGGGCGUGAGCCUGUAUGAGGCCGGCGACCCUGAUAACGAGACCAUGGAAGUGACCUACGGCCGCAGCAGCAUCGUUAUUCCUUCUACAGGUCUUAUCGGCUCCAAGGUCAUUGGACCACAGGGUUUUGACGCAUUCCAAGCUGCCUGGACUUUCAGCAAGAAGGAGGGCGAGGAUAUUGUUGCCCACCAUGGCAUCUGCGCUGCAAUGGGGGUUGACGAUGGUGUCACAGCUCGUCAUGGAAUCUGUGCUGCAAAGGCUGCUGAUGAGGGGGUUACCGCUCGCCAUGGUAUUUGUGCAGCUAAGAUGAACGAUGGUGUCAAAGCUCUACACGGUAUCUGUGCAGCUAAGGCUGAAAAUGGUUUCGAGGCCCGUCACGGCAUUUGCGCCGCAAAGGCCAGUACUGACGGAGUUACCUCUCGUCACGGUAUCUGUGCUGCUAAAGUGGCUGAUGACGGUAUGAAAGCUCGUCACGGCAUCUGCGCGGUAAAAGCCGACGAUGGUUUCACAGCACGCCACGGAAUUUGUGCUGCUAAGGCCUCCAAGGAUGGUAUCAACGCUCGACACGGUAUUUGCGCCGCCAAAGCGGCUGAAGACGGCAUGACAGCUCGUCAUGGUAUCUGCGCUGCAAAGGCUGCUGAGGGUAUCAAGGCGUACCACGGUAUCUGUGCGGCCAAGUCAAUGGGAGGCGGUGUCAAGGCUCACCACGGCAUUUGCGCUGCCAAGGUUGCCGACGAGGGAAUGACUGCUCGCCACGGUAUCUGUGCCGCACGUCUUGCUAAUGGAGAUGUAAUGAAGGUUUAA
Molecule: messenger RNA, 1257 nt
Organism: Fusarium subglutinans
Lineage: Eukaryota; Fungi; Ascomycota; Sordariomycetes; Hypocreales; Nectriaceae
Exons: 1
Coding region: 1-1257 (418 amino acids)
Source: RefSeq, a predicted model, not a curated record